CUUCCCUUCCUCCCUCUCUCCCUCCUCUCUCCCCCCUCUCCUCUCUCCUCCCUCCCUGCAGUGGUGGGAAACAAGAUUGAUCUCCCGCGAAGGGACGUCGACCAGAAGCUAGCGUCCACGUAUGCAAAGACGCACAACAUGCCAUACAUCGAGACUUCGGCAAAGACGAGACAGGGUGUAGACGACGCAUUCUACAGUCUUGUCCGGGAGAUCCGACGCUGGAAGGAGGUCAAGAAUGACGACACAACACUAAAGAACAAAGGGAAAAAGAAGAAGUCAAAGUGCCGUCUACUCUAAUUAUCGCACCCUGCAUUUAGCAGCUAAUUUCAUAAUAGCCUCUACUCAACAAUUUUAAAGAUUCUUUUCCAUCACAAAUACGCACACUAUGACGGGCAUUUUGCCGUUCAUAAUGCAUUUUGCUUUCGUUCUCUCACGUGUAUUAUCAUUAUUAUUGUAACAACAUUAGCAAGAAUUUGUGUCCACCAAAGGAUUAUCGUGUUGUUGGUGUACUUGUUGAUCAAGUUGUGUGCUAGGUUGCUUUUACUUUCUUUUUGUUUCGGAGUAUGUAUUUAGUGAAAUUACUAAUUCUGACACCGUA
This is a messenger RNA of Geodia barretti, 598 nucleotides long. The record is from the annotation of a GenBank genome assembly. Lineage: Eukaryota; Metazoa; Porifera; Demospongiae; Tetractinellida; Geodiidae.